GCUCAGCGCUACGAAGCUCGCUUCUCCUCCCUGGAGCCUUCGGUGCAGCAGUUGAAGGAGGAGCUCGAGCAGAUGCGGGAGCAGUUGAACCGCAAUGGGACCGAGUGCUCUCGACGCUGCGAGGAGGCAGAGGAGAUGUGCAACAAGCGCCUCCAUGGAGUGCAGGAAGCUGCGCUCAGCGCGGCACGCGAGCUCUGGGAAGAGCACCAGGGAGUGGUGGCCGAAUGCAAAGCAUCCCUUGGGGCUCUGCAGCAGAUCUUGGACUCCAAGGACAAAAUCGCUGCCCAGCUACGCUCCCUGCAGCAACAGCAGCGCGAGGAGGAUAAGCACGAGUUCUGGACGCAGUUCCAGAUGCGCCACGAGCACCUCCAGGCGAAGUUGGGCGAUGCCGAACGGGCCUUGGUCGCUGAGCAGAACGCCCGCAUCGAGGAGCAACAGCGUUCCGAGGGCGUCAUCUCUCGCUUGGGCCUGGCACUUGAGAAGGCUCAGGCCGCGUGGAUCAAGGAGUCUGCGAAGCUUUCGGACCAGAUCCACGAAGCGAAGAGGGACUUCAGCAUCGACUUGGAUGGGGAGACCAAGGGCGUGGCGAGACGCUUAUCAGAUGGCCUUGAGGCGGCGCAGAGGCAGAUUGACGACCUCGAUCGCAAGAUUCUGGCGGCCCAGACGAACCUCAGCGCCGUCUCCGAGCGCCUGGAGUCCGCGGCCCGUGCGCAGAACACGGAGCUGAGAGACUCCGAGGGCCGGGUCAUGCGGCAGGUGAGCGAUGUGCAGACUAUCCAGACAGGCAAGACAGCGCAGGCCGUUUUCGACAUGAAGGCGGAGCUGGCGAAACUGGACCAG
Symbiodinium necroappetens is the source of this 840-nucleotide messenger RNA. The record is from the annotation of a GenBank genome assembly. NCBI's taxonomy places the organism in Eukaryota, Dinophyceae, Suessiales, Symbiodiniaceae.